Molecule: messenger RNA, 849 nt
Organism: Seminavis robusta
Lineage: Eukaryota; Bacillariophyta; Bacillariophyceae; Naviculales; Naviculaceae
Source: the annotation of a GenBank genome assembly
AUGAGCCCCUUAUCUCGCUCACUCUUCCUCGGCAUCUGCUUGCUCUUGACAGUCUUUCCUACUUCUGUCGUCGCGCGAAAGAAGCGCCACAUGGGUAUCCAAAACACCGACAUGACGGAGCAAUGGUUCCUGGCCCAAGAACAAUUCAAGGCGGUCUCGGCCAUGAAAAAACACCAUCGCGAUCUUCAAUUUGUCAUUGACUACACUCCUGGCGCCGAUCCCAAUUUUGUCUGCGCAUCGUUUUUAGCGGCCACCAACAGCAGUUACCAGUGUUCCUGUGAUAUUGCCGAUGACAAGUCCGUCAGCAUGAGUUGUUUGGAGUUGGAACAACGCUGCAAUAAAGGUGGCAGUAUUUGCUUUCUCCAAACCAUUACACUCGCAUUGACCCGCAACGACGAAACGCCCGGAAAUGCCAUUAAAUCGAUCGAAUCUUGUACGGAUUACAUUACCAAUUUGGACAAUUUCACCGGACCCCUCGUUGCCACCCAGUUUGCCAAUUAUUCCACCAUUACCCCGUGCGUCAAGAUUAUUCCCAAUGCUCCCAAUGAUUUCUCCUCGUUGCAGUCGUGCUCGGCUACCGUCAAUGGAGCCGACUGUUACAAGUGCGAAAUUUGUAAUGACAAGGCACCGGCGUUGGCCAUUUCACUCGAUUGCUGUAAUACCAAUCCCAACGGAGAACCGCUCAAGGUGGACUGUGGUUUGGUCGGAGGAGGAGGUGUCUUUGCGCCAUUUUUUGAAACCUAUAACGAAGAUUACGAACAGUGUGCCGGAGGAAUCAGUACCAUGGGUAGUAAGAGUGUGUGGUUCCUGGUGCUGGCCGUCGGGGCGUUCUUGUCGGCUCUGUUCUAG